Limulus polyphemus (Atlantic horseshoe crab) is the source of this 1258-nucleotide messenger RNA. Its product is annotated as putative methyltransferase C9orf114. The record is from RefSeq and is a predicted model, not a curated record. The transcript has 10 exons. Bases 10 to 1215 code for a protein of 401 amino acids. Lineage: Eukaryota; Metazoa; Arthropoda; Merostomata; Xiphosura; Limulidae.
UAUAGUAUAAUGGAGUCGCAUGGUGUGGAUAGUUUAAAUAAUAGAGAUAUUAAGAAUGAAGUUGCGUGUCAUCAAAGUGGAACUCUUAUUUCUGCAAAAAAUCCCUAUAUAAGCGAAAAAAAUGAAAACAAUGUGAAAGACUGGAAACAGUGGAAGAAAGAAAAGAAAGAGCUACAUAAGAAAUGGAAACAGCAAAGAAUGAUACAAAAGGCAGAAAAGCUAAAGCAAAAGGAGGAGCAAAUGAAAGAAAAGGAGGAUAAAGAAAGAGAAGAAAAUCUUGAGAAGGAGAAAGUAGGCAGAGAUUAUACAGUUAGUAUUGCACUACCUGGAUCCAUUCUUGAUAAUGCCCAGUCUCCAGAAUUAAGAACAUACCUUGCUGGUCAAAUUGCUCGAGCCGCAACAAUCUUCAAUGUUGAUGAAGUAAUAAUAUUUGAUGAAAUAGGAAUGGAAAAAAUGGAGGUGAGCACAGAGGGUGAAUUCACAGGUGUGAAGAAAAAGGGCCAAGCCAAUUUACAGAUGGCAAGGAUAUUGCAAUAUCUUGAAUGCCCUCAGUACUUGAGAAAACACAUUUUUCCUCUUCAUCCUGACUUACAAUUUGCAGGUCUUCUUAACCCUCUUGACUCACCUCAUCACUUAAGAACAAAGGACAUAUGCCCAUUCAGGGAGGGAAUAGUUGUAAACCGUCCAGCCAGAGAAGGGAAAGGGUCAUUUGUUUAUGUUGGUCAGAAAAAAGAUGUUCGAGUGGACAAGCUUAUAAAGCCUGGGGUACGAGUAACAGUAAAGAUGGAACUCGACAAAAUGAACCCAAAGCGACCUAAAGGAGUAGCAGUAAUGCCCUGUACACCUCGUGUGGAAGGAGGAUUAUAUUGGGGAUAUGCAGUCAGACUUGCUUGCAGUCUUGCAGCAGUUUUCACUGAAUGUCCAUAUAAAGAAGGCUAUGAUUUAACUGUUGGAACUUCAGAAAGAGGGAUGAGUGUAGAUGAAGUUACCCUUUCACCUUUCAAACACAUGCUUGUUGUUUUUGGUGGCUUGAACGGCCUAGAAGCAUGUCUGGAUUCUCAUGAGUCCUUGGAAAUUGAUGAUCCAAAAUUUUUAUUCAGUUACUACCUAAACACGUGCCCUAACCAAGGAUCUCGGACAAUCCGCACUGAAGAAGCCAUUCUUAUAAGUUUAGCUGCAAUAAGACCAAAAAUAUUGGAAGUUCAAGGAAGGUGAAGAUAGUCUCUGUAUUGUAAAAUGGAAGUAAAUUUAUAAUAGG